AAAACUUCAUGCCUGACUGAUUAUGCUGAUGAGGCGGCAAGGCGACGAUCUUUAAUGAUGGUCAGAUCGGAUUGGUGAACAAUUACAUGAAAGGCGAAGCUAAUCGACGCGUCCACAUGCGCCCUUCAACCCGCAGCUGUUCCGGAUGUAGAAAACACACUUCAAACUAUGCUGUCAAUCAAUCAGUGAAUAGUUCUGUCCAUCAGGGCGAAAUCAUGGUAUAUGAAUGUGUUUUGUCGAACCUUCCCUUCGGCAUCUUCCUGGUGUAGACAAUCCCAGAUAUACGCUGCAUGUCAACUUACAACAUCACACUUGUCUGGAAAGAUCAUGUCAAAGGCCGGAGACAAAAGGCCUAACUUGCUGGAAGGCAAAGUGUCGCCGCCUCCUGGAAAAAGACGACAAAUAUCAACAACGACUCAGAAAACGGUCGCAAACUUCUUUACCCCGUCAUCUCAGAAGCUGCCAGAUCCUAUCAAAUGGCGAGAAGUCAAUGGGAGCCUUCUCGUGGGACGGUUUUCCGACUUUUCGCCCAAGCAAAUCCACUCCGCUGAUGGCGCCAAGAUUAAAGUCGCCGCUUUUGACUUUGACUCAACAAUUAUUGCUCCUUUGUCGGGCAACAAGUUCGCUCGUGAUGCGAAUGAUUGGAAGUGGUGGCAUCCAUCUGUGCCUGGCAUCCUGAGAUCUUUGCGAGACAAAGGGUAUGUUCUUGCGAUAGUGAGCAAUCAAGGAGGAAUCAACCUAAACCAUAACCCCAAAUUGCCAAAGGCGCACACGAAACGCCUCCAUGACUUCAAGUCGAAGGCUGCGGCCGUACUUACGCAGCUUGACAUUCCGACCAUAGGGAUCUAUGCGGCCACCGCGAAUGACGUGCACCGGAAACCAAGGCCUGGGAUGUGGAGGGAGUUCUUGAGCGACUCCGACCUGGAGCACGAUGACAUCGACCUGGAGGAGUCAUUGUUCGUAGGAGACGCGGGCGGGCGCACCGCAGAGGGCAAAUUGAAGAAGGAUUUCUCAUGUUCAGACCGGAACUUCGCCGCCAACAUCGGCCUCAAGUAUCUGACACCGGAGGAGUUCUUCCUCAAUGAAGAGCCUCGUGUGUUCUUGAGAGUCUUUGACCCCAUCAACUACGUCGCCAAAGAUGCGAUCAAGAACGGAACUGUUAGCGUCGAGUUAUUCAGCAAGACCGAUUCAUUGGAUAUCGUCCUUUUCUGCGGCAGUCCAGGGUGUGGAAAGUCAACAUUCUAUUGGAAAUACCUUCAGCCACUGGAGUACGAAAGGGUCAACCAAGACCUGUUGAAGUCGAGAGAUCGGUGUUUAAAAAUAGCGUCGGAGUACAUUACCGAUAAGAAGGUCUCUGUUGCUGUCGACAACACGAACGCGGACCCCGAGACACGAGCCCAUUGGGUCCAUCUCGCCAAAAAGCUGAACGUGCCUAUCCGAUGCGUCCUGUUCACUGCGCCCUCAGAGGUAUGCGAGCACAACGAUGUCGUGCGAGCUUUAAACCACGAGGAGAUGAACCCUGAGAAGCGAAACAUCUUGCCGAAGGUUGCAUUCGCGGGGUUUGCGACACGAUACCAACCACCGAAGCUCGAGGAGGGCUUUCAGGAUAUCGUCACGGUGAACUUCCAGUUCGAAGGCACAGCAGAGCAACGGCAGAUAUGGAGCCAUUAUUGGGUUUAGUGCCAGGGACUGGUUCGCUCCCACGGCCGAGGAUACCUGUGGUUUCCGAUCAGAUGCAUCUUCAUACCGCAGUGCAUACUCGUCCUGCGCCAUGUGUGGAUGGCAGAGGAGGAACGAAUACGCGGCGGCCACGCCGACCAAUCUCGAAUGAAUGACCGUUCUACACAGCCUAGCUACCUC
Messenger RNA from Eremomyces bilateralis CBS 781.70, 1860 nucleotides. RefSeq names its product putative DNA 3'-phosphatase Tpp1. The transcript is spliced from 10 exons. Gene Ontology annotation, molecular function: polynucleotide 3'-phosphatase activity; double-stranded DNA binding; ATP-dependent polydeoxyribonucleotide 5'-hydroxyl-kinase activity. Lineage: Eukaryota; Fungi; Ascomycota; Dothideomycetes; Eremomycetales; Eremomycetaceae. Bases 223 to 1680 code for a protein of 485 amino acids. Gene Ontology annotation, biological process: DNA repair. The record is from RefSeq and is a predicted model, not a curated record.